Messenger RNA from Paracoccidioides brasiliensis Pb18, 2049 nucleotides. Its product is annotated as U4/U6-U5 snRNP complex subunit SNU66. Bases 1 to 2049 code for a protein of 682 amino acids. Gene Ontology annotation, biological process: maturation of 5S rRNA; mRNA cis splicing, via spliceosome. Gene Ontology annotation, cellular component: U4/U6 x U5 tri-snRNP complex. The transcript has a single exon. The record is from RefSeq and is a predicted model, not a curated record.
AUGGCGGACGCUCUCUCAAUCGAGCAGAAUAAUAAGAUCCGAGUGGCACUUGGUCUGAAACCCCUUCCUGUCCCCGGCGCCAUCUCCAACAAUGUCAACGGCCCAGUCUUUAAACAGUCCAGAGACAGGGAUGACCCAGCCGAAGAACCAGCAAGCACGCUAGAAUCGCGACAGGCACAGGGCUAUGACAACUGGAAGAAACUGCAGGAUGAAGCAGCGGCGAAGAAGAAGCGCCAGGAGAAACUGGAUGCUAUCAAGCGGGCACGAGAAGCUGCUCAGAAACAUGUGAAGCUUGAGGGCAAGGGGCUUGGUGAGGUUGAUGAAGAGGAGGCUGCGCUAGAUACGAAAACUUGGUUGAUGCAGCAGAAGAAGAGACAGAAGAAGAUUGAGAAGGAACGUGCGAAGAGGCUUGCGGAGGAACUGGCGGAGCGGGAGAGGAUUGCGGAAUAUACUGCCAAGGACCUGACGGGUGUCCGCGUGGGCCAUGAGCUGGGAGAUUUUGAAGAGGGGAGUGAGCAGAUUCUUACACUUAAGGAUACGACGAUCGAUGAGAAUGAGGAAGAAGGGGAUGAGUUGGAGAAUGCUGAGUUACGAGAACAGGAACGGCUCCAGGAAAAGCUAACUUUGAAGAAGAAAAAGCCAGUUUAUGAUCCUAAUGAUUUUGAUGGGCUCGGUUCCGGUUCUAUUUUGGCACAAUAUGAUGAGGAGAUUGAGGGGAAGAAGCGGAAACGAUUUACACUGGAUGCCAAAGAUAUGACUGCGGAAGAACGGGAGGCGAAACGACAUGAUGUGACGUCCAAGCUGAAGGUGCAAGCUGUGAGCCUCGACAUCACGCCUGAAACUACCGCUGCCCCAUCUGACUACCAGGAAGCCACUGAGAUUAAAAUCAAGAAGCCAAAGAAGAAGACGAAAUCUACGAGGCGGAAGGCGGUGGAUGAAGAUGAUAUCUUCCCCGCCAUCGAAGCUACAGAUGCGGCUAAUGGAGGAGAUAAUAUGGAAGUGGAUUCGGGAGCCGUCACAAAUGGGCUUUCCACUCCAGCUCCGAACCGAUCAGGUAAGGAGAUAUCUUUCGUCGAUGAUGAGGAUUUACAAGCGUCACUGGCAGUCCAGAGACGAGCUGCGUUCAAAAAAAGGAAGAAGGUCCGCCCAGAAGAUAUCGCGAGACGGCUGAGAGAAGAUUCAGAACAGGAGCAGAAUGGAAUGGAUGUGGACAAGCCAGACUGGGAGGAUGACGGUCCUGGUCUGGUUAUAGAUGAAACGUCGGAAUUUGUCGCAAACCUACAGCGUCCAACGCUCCCAGAUCGCCAACAGCGCUCUGUCUCACGUCCCAAGGAAGCAUCGCCUGAAGGACAGGAAGCAAAUGAUGGCGAUACAGAUAUGGAACGGUCGUAUAAUGAAGUUGAGGAUGAGGAAGACCUCAAAGAACGCCUGAAGAGAAACGAGUCUACGCCCGCUGUCGAACUUACCGCUACUGGAUUGGAGGAGGAAUCGACGUUGGACAAGGGCCUGGGUUCUACACUUGCCAUGCUCAAACAACGUGGACUGGUCGUAGAAUCAAACGCAGGCGACUUGAAUUCCCUGCUCCGCGAGCGUCAACGAUUCCUACAAGAGAAACUUCGCCGCGAAGCAGAAGCCGAAAGACGCGCACGCCUCCAACGAGAACGCGACCGUACAUCUGGGAAACUGGACCGCAUGUCCGCUCGGGACCGGGAAGAAUAUGCACGACAAGAGAACAAGCAGCGCGACCAGCAGGAAUCGCGACAAAUGGCAGAGAUCUUCAACCGGGAGUACAAGCCGGAUGUGCAGCUGAAGUAUGUGGAUGAGUUUGGGCGGCUGAUGGAUCAGAAGGAGGCAUUUAAGCUCCUCUCCCACCAGUUCCAUGGCAAGGGAAGCGGGAAGAUGAAGACGGAGAAGCAUCUAAAGAAAAUCGAGGAGGAGAAGAAGCGCGAGGCAAUGAGUACGUUGGAUAGCAGUCAGCAUACGGGGAUGAAUAAUGCGAUGGGGGCGACGGCGAGGAGGAAUCGACAGGCGGGGGUUAGGCUUGGGUAA